AUGCCUCAACCACUGGCGCCGAAGGAAGCGGCGCAGUUCCGAACCAUCAUCCGCAGUUUUGAGGACAAGCAGUACAAACGUGGCUUGAAGACGGCCGAUCUGAUCCUCAAGAAAUAUCCGCGCCACGGCGAUACGAUGGCCAUGAAGGCGCUGAUUCUCAACAGCCAAGGAAAGCCCGACGAGGCGUUCCCUCUGGCAAAGGAGGCCCUGACGGUUGAUAUGAAGUCCCACAUUUGCUGGCAUGUUUACGGACUUUUGUACCGAUCAGUCAAGAACUUCGAGGAGGCAAUCAAGGCAUACAAGUUUGCUCUCAAGCUUGAUCCCACCUCUGCCCAGAUCCAGCGAGACCUCGCCAUCCUACAAGUGCACGUUCGAGACUACCAGGGAUACAUCCAGAGCCGGAAGGCUAUGCUCCAGGCAAGGCCCCAGAUACGCUCCAGCUGGACUGCGUUGGCAAUUGCCCACCACUUGUCCGGUAACCUGACCGAGGCGGAAAAUGUUCUCACUACAUACGAGGGAACGCUCAAGUCGGCACCCUCUCGAUUCGACGGCGAACAUUCCGAGGCAGUCAUGUACAAGAACUCCAUCAUUGCCGAGCAAGGCGACUUCCAGCGGGCGCUUGAUCAUCUGGAGAGCGACGCAAAGCACAACCUGGAUCGUCUGGCAGUUUUGGAAUGCCGCGCAGACUAUCUCGCCAAGUUGGGUCGGAAGGAGGACGCUGUUCAGGCCUACCGACUUCUCAUUGAUCGCAACGCGGAGCACAUUGACUAUUACGAGAAGCUGGAACAGGCCCUGGAGAUCUCUCGGGAUGAUGCGCCUGCACGAAAAGCCAUUUACGACGAGUAUGCCGCCAAGUUCCCUCGCUGUGACAUUGCUCGACGUGUUCCUCUCGACUUUCUCAGCGGAGACGAGUUUCGGCAAGCCGCAGAGUCCUAUGUGGCUCUUAUGCUAAAUAAGGGAGUCCCGUCUCUUUUUGCCAACUUGAAACACCUUUACUCUGAUUCAUUCAAGAAGGAUACCCUGAGAGAAGUUGUCGAAAAGUACCUUACUUCUCAGGACAUUGACUCCGAGAGCAAAGACAAGGGGGAGGCUGCCGGGCUUUACUACCUGGCUCAGCACUACAACUAUCACUUGAGCCGCGACUUGGCAAAAGCUGACGAGUAUGUCGAUCGCGCCAUUGAGAAGGAUCCUAAGAGUGUCGAUUUCCAUAUGACAAAGGCCAGGAUAUUAAAGCAUGCCGGCAACAUCAAGGAAGCGGCAGAGAUGAUGGACAAGGCCAGAAAACUUGAUCUCAAGGAUCGAUACAUCAACAGCAAGUGCGCCAAAUAUCAGCUGCGAAACGGCGAGAACGAAAAGGCCCUCAAGACUGUUGGCCUCUUUACGCGGGCGGAGACUGUGGGUGGCCCCUUGGCGGAUCUCCUUGAAAUGCAGUGCAUUUGGUACUUGACGGAAGACGGAGAAGCUUACGCUAGACGGGGCAACAUUGGACUCGCUUUGAAGCGAUUCCAGGCUCUGAACAACAUUUUCGACGUUUGGCAGGAUGACCAGUUUGAUUUCCACAGCUUUUCACUAAGAAAGGGACAAAUCCGAGCCUACAUCGACAUGAUUCGCUGGGAAGACCACUUCCGUGACCACCCAGUCUACUCAAGAGUCGCUCUUGAUGCUAUUAACCUUUAUCUCGCCAUGGCGGACAAGCCAGCUGCCAAUGGAACAAACGGAGCAGAUGAAGAAGAUGCCCUUGAGAAGAAGAAGGCCGCUAAGAAGGCUAAGAAGGAGCUUCAGCGUCUGGAGAGAGAAGAGGCAGAGAGGCAAGCCAAGCAGGACCCCAACAAGGGUGGUCAGGCAGCCGAUGCGAAGAAGAAGGAUGAAGACCCUCUUGGCUUGACUUUGGCGGCGACAACUGACCCUCUUGGUGAGGCGAUGAAGUUCCUGGGACCAAUGCUGCAGGCGGGUCCUAAGAAUAUCGAUGCCCAGAUUGCUGGAUUUGAGGUUUACAUUCGCCGCAAGAAAUAUGUUCUUGCUCUGCAGUGCCUAAACCGGUCUCUGUCAAUCGAUGCUGAAAACCCCAGGGUACACGAACAAGUCGUCGCCUUCCGCAAGUUGCUUAACAACGCCCCAUCAGAUCUUCCACCCAAGGUCCUUGAAGCACUGAAAGCAGAAUUCACUGCCGUCGAUGCCACGGCGGAUCUGACAAAGUAUAACCAAGACUUCCAGGAAAAGCAUCAGGCCAGCCCUCUCCACGUGCUAUCUGCCGUCAAGGCUAGGCAAACACUAGGUGUGGAUCUUGCAAAGUGCGAGAAGGAAGUCCAUGGCCUUAUUGAACACGCCAGUGCGACAUUUACAGAUGCGAUUGCGGCGCUGGAGACUCUUAAGAGCUGGAGAAGCGCAGAGGUAGAAUCGUUCAGAAAGGCAGCACUUGCAAAGUGGCCCAACGUUACGAGGUUAUCAGAGUAA
This is a messenger RNA of Trichoderma gamsii, 2454 nucleotides long. RefSeq names its product acetyltransferase. Lineage: Eukaryota; Fungi; Ascomycota; Sordariomycetes; Hypocreales; Hypocreaceae. Bases 1 to 2454 code for a protein of 817 amino acids. The record is from RefSeq and is a predicted model, not a curated record. Gene Ontology annotation, cellular component: cytoplasm; NatA complex. Gene Ontology annotation, biological process: N-terminal peptidyl-methionine acetylation. Gene Ontology annotation, molecular function: protein binding; protein-N-terminal amino-acid acetyltransferase activity. The transcript is spliced from 3 exons.